Molecule: messenger RNA, 6694 nt
Organism: Harmonia axyridis
Lineage: Eukaryota; Metazoa; Arthropoda; Insecta; Coleoptera; Coccinellidae
Product: cadherin-87A
Exons: 25
Coding region: 503-6193 (1896 amino acids)
Biological process (GO): homophilic cell-cell adhesion
Cellular component (GO): plasma membrane
Molecular function (GO): calcium ion binding
Source: RefSeq, a predicted model, not a curated record
CUUUCGUACGGAAUCCCCAUGUAGUAGAAGGUGGCCACACCGUGACUUGGUGGCCUUUUCCGAUCCCUUCUCGACCGGCUUGAUAUUUCUUGUUGCCAGUUUACGUUCACCGAUGCCUCGUACAGUUACAACAUCACAUAAGAAACGGCACGGUUGAGAAAGCACAGAACCGCCGUCUUAAGUUCGGUUCACUGUACUUUGCAAAACCAAUUAUUCAUCGCGCUGUUUUCGAUAUGACGUAAUUCUGGCAAGUGAUCCGUUUUGUGUGCAUUGACAGUUCUGUGUUUUUCCAGGGUGUUUGUGUGUGCGAGAUUCGACCCGUUGUGCAUGUCAUCUGUCUGUUGUGCCACUGUUGCAGCAGCCGUAAAGUUCAUCUAGGUUCACCGCCAGAGGAGCUAACUUCUUAGACAGAUUGAUGUAACGAUAUGACUCAUUGCUGAAGGAUAUCACUCCGUUCAAGGUCUUUUUCGUGGGCAUAUGUAGGAAGCACCAAAAACUAAUCAUGGAACUUCAGAGGUGGACAAUAGUUUUCUUGCUGCUGGUUAUCUCCAAAGGUUGUCAUGGAAAUCUCCCACCAGUUUUCACGAUGGAUAUGAACAACCUAGCCAUAUCCGAAGCAACACCUGUAGGUUCCGUUAUUUACACAUUAGAGGGAUCGGAUCCAGAAAAUAGGACGGUUCUCUUCAGAUUAGAAGGAACAGAUGUACUCAAGGUGAAUCCUAAAACCGGGGACGUGACCGUGGCCAAGCCGCUUGAUUAUGAAGCUAACAGCACACUCAACAUUAUUGUUGGCAUGGAGGACGAGGCCAACACAGAAACGGAAGAAAAAGCCAAUAUCAUUUCUGUGCCCGUAACAGUUAUUAUCCUUGAUGAAAACGACAACGCUCCAGAGUUUCAGAAUAGUUCAUACGAAAUAACAGUGAGUGAGGGUACACUCCAAGGAACAAAAAUAUUCCAAGAUAUCCUGGUUACCGACAAGGAUAGUCCCGGAAACAACAUCCUCGUUACCUGUAUAAAUCUACCGAAAUUCCCAGAUGCCUGCAAGUUUUUCGAAAUACAAACAAUAGAUAAGGGGAAGAAUUAUAUUCGUAGUGCCAUAAUACUCAACGAAAAACUCAACUAUUCCGAGAAGCCAUUAAUUAAGUUGGUACUGAAAGCAACGGAUGGAAAGCUCAGCAGCACAGCCCAAGUAAUAAUUAAAGUUUCGGAUAUUCAAGAUACCCCUCCCCAUUUCAAGGGCUCCUUGAUGGCUGAAGUAUCAGAGAACACACCCAUAAACACUCUAGUUAUGACGCUAUCAGCAGAGGAUGGUGAUAAGGGAGUACCAAGGAAGGUCGUUUACGAGAUGGUCAGCAAUCCCAUGAACUAUUUUCUUCUUGAUGCUGUGACUGGUGAAUUGAGGACAGCCAGGCCUUUAGAUAAAGAAGCCAUAGAAAACAAAGAGGGAAAAAUUAUAUUGACAAUAAAGGCAUGUGAACUGAUAGAUGGUAAGAAAGGAAAUGACGACCUUACAACAGCCACUACCCAAGCUACAGUAAAAAUUAUUGAUGUAAACGACGAAACUCCUUCAUUCGAUAGAAGAGAAUAUUUCGUAGAGAUUCCAGAAGACAUCAAAGAAGGCGAAGCUAUACCUGGCUUGGAUAUGACCGUUACAGAUUCUGAUGAUGAAAACAAUUCAGUGUAUUCGUUGGAAUUGCAAGACGAAUCAGGUCUCUUCAACAUACAGCCCAAACAAGGUGUUGGAAGGACAAAAGUGCAAAUCAGAAUCGCAAAUGCUUCGAUAGAUUAUGAAAACCCAAAUCAACGCAAGUUCCUUAUAUACGCUGUAGCAAGAGAGAUACUGACAGAUGAAAAACUCUCUUCUACUGCUACUAUAACAAUAACUGUUACGGAUGUUAAUGAUCACUCCCCCACUUUUGAAGAACAGAGUUACAAUUCAACGAUUUCUGAAACAGCUUCACCAGGUACAUUGGUGACCACGAUAACAGCAAACGAUGAGGAUGGUGGACACUUCGGAAGUGAUAGCAUAUUGUAUAACUUAGAAGGUCCGGGCUCAGAAAAAUUCUCGAUCAACAAUCGUACAGGGACAGUAACUGUAGCAGAAUGUAUAACGCCAGGAUCAGGAAUAUGUCUAGAUUUUGAGACAAAAUCAGAGUACACUCUCGAAUUCAUAGCCACAGACGACAACGGCAAAGGACGUAGAACUUCGGUUCCGUUAAGGAUCAACCUCACCGAUAGUAACGAUAACGCACCAGUAUUCAUCCUUCCAUCAUACAGGGUGUUCGUUGAUGAGGGAUCUACCACAUUCGAUCCCGAGUUUGCAGUGGUGGCGAAAGAUGCGGACGUGUCUUCCAUUAUAACAUAUUCGAUCAUUUCUGGAAACAGGAACGACAUAUUCAGCAUCGAUUCCAAAACUGGAAAGAUGGGAAUUCUGAAUGAGAAAGGUUUGGAGGUUCCCAACGAAAGCGAUAGUGUAGUGACUCUAACAGUAAUGGCUAGUGAUGGAAAAUACACAACAACAGUUCCAGUUCUGGUUACAGUCAGAGAUCUCAACAAUAACGCUCCCAUUUUCACUAAGGAAAAUUAUGUAGAAUCAAUACCAGAAGACAUUCCGAUAGGAUCAAUCGUGACAUCUCUGCAAGCCACCGAUGCUGACAUGGGCGAAAACUCUAUGGUCGAAUAUUCGAUUCGAAAUGGAAGCGAAUCAGAUUUCACAAUCGACAAUUCCACAGGAUUGGUCAUAGUGGCAUCCAAAUUGGAUUACGACAGAAAAAAUAUUUAUCACAUUGAUGUUAUUGCGACUGAUUAUGGUGAACCUAGACUAUCUGGUUCUACUACCUUGACCAUUAAUAUCAUCAAUACCAACGAUAAAAAUCCAUAUUUCUUCCCGGCUACCCAAAGAGCAGAGAUCAUGGAAGAUGCUGCUAUCGGAACUGUCGUGCAUAACCUAACAGCCAAAGAUCCCGAUGUGAAUUCAACAGACGCAUUCCUUUUUGAAUCUAUCGAACCAAUAACAGCUUUGGAUAAAAACGGGAAUCAAGUCCUUUUCAACGACGAUUACAGGGACUUUUUCUAUGUGGAUAAGUACACUGGGCAAGUCAAGGUCAAAAAUGUGCUCCAAAGAAACGUUUCUACUACUGUAAGACUGACCGUGAGGGUGACUGAUAUCACUGCUCCAACUCUUCAACAAGGCGAAGGACUUCUCAUUAUUACCAUUGGUGACGUCAACGAUUCUCCACCGUCUUUUCUACCGCCCUGGACUGUAGAAAACCCUGUGUAUUAUUUGGAAUUAGAUGAGGAACAACCACCAGGAACGAUAGUCGCAAAAUACAAAGCUAUAGAUGAGGAUUCAGACAUAUCAAGCUAUGAGAUAAUACCCCCUAACGAGUAUUUCAGCAUAAACAGUUCAAACGGCGUUGUCAGCAUCGACAAAGUCAUAGAUUACGAAAAGAUCCAAUUCAUGAAAUUCACCGUUUACGCAUACGAUACAGGAAUACCCCAGCUGAACGCUUCUGCGAUGAUCCUCGUGCAGAUCAGAAACAUAAACGAUAACAGUCCGCAAUUUCAGUACAACCAGUAUAACGUCACGGUCGAAGAGAACUGUCCGAAUGGCACCAAUAUUCUAACGGUGCAAGCCAUAGACUUGGAUAAAGGAGAAUUCGGUGAAGUGACCUACGAGUUGGUUGGAGAACACAGCAAAUACUUCGAGAUCAGCCCGAAAGAGGGAGUUAUCUCGGUUAUUGAUUCGCGGUUCUUGGACCACGAAACGAUCAACAACACGGUGAUUGAAGUGGUUGCAAGCGAUGGUGCGCAAGGUCCGCAGAAGAGAUCGGUAGCAGUUCCUGUGAAUAUCAAUAUAAAGGAUGUGAAUGAUAACAGUCCGGUCUUCAAUCAAUCUGAGUACAAGGUGAAGAUCAUGGAAAAUGUUCGUUUGAAUCCACCUAAGCCUCUAAUUCAGGUCAAUGCUACUGAUCUAGAUUCUGGAUUCAAUGGAAACAUUCACUAUUCUAUAGUUGAUGGGAAUGAAGAUGAUAUAUUUCUAUUGGGCAUCGAAACUGGAAUAUUGUACCCUCACAAAUCCUUGGUUGGUCAAAAAAGACAGUACCGUCUGGUGGUAGAAGCAAGAGAUGAAGCUGGUAAUGGCAAAUUUUCCGAUAGGGCCGUUAUACAUAUCCAAGUUCUGAAUGUAAACGAUCACAAACCAGUUUUCAUCAUGCCUGCUCUUUACAAUUCGACUGUUGAAGUAACCGAGAAUAAUGCGAUUGAAAAUUAUUUAGUGAUGACAGUAAAGGCAGUAGACGAUGAUGAAGGUGAAAAUGGAAGAAUCACCUAUCAUCUGAGAACUAAUGUUGGAAACGUUCAAGAGACUGAAGAGUUCAUUAUCGAUUCUGAUACUGGAGAACUGAGGACAAAGAAAGCACUGGAUAGUGAGAAAAAAUCUCGAUAUGAGCUUACCCUAGUGGCAAUAGAUCAUGGCAGCCCAAUUUGGUUCGAGACCAAAAGAUACCUGAGCAUAGUCUUGGUGGACAUGAACGACAAUAAACCAGAAUUCCCGGAUUCCCAAAUGUCCAACCCAUACCACUUCUACAUAACCGAAAACAACGAAAUACACACCAAGGUUGGGCAAGUGCAGGCACUGGACAAAGACGAAGGAAAGCACGCUAAAGUGUUCUACUACAUGAUAAUCCAGUCGAAUCCGGAAGCAUUCUAUAUAGACAAAACGGACGGAAACAUUUUUGCCAAUAUGUCGUUCGAUCGAGAAGUUAAGGACGAAUACCAAAUGUUCAUCUUGGCCAGUAAUGACCCAGAAUUUUUCCUGAGUUACGAAGAUAGGCAGUUGCUGACUGCGGAUGAGCUGAUGCACGACAGCAGCAUCGCUAAAGUUAUAAUAACUGUAAACGACCUGAACGACAAUCCGCCUAUAUUCCAGCAAACCUCGUAUUACGCUGCUGUGAACGCAAUGGCGGAUAUAAACCAGCUUGUUGUGAAAACGACUGCUGUCGACUUCGACUUUGGCCCUAAUAAGUCGUUGACUUAUUACGUGAAAGCUUCCAAUCUGUACAAAUAUGGAUCGAACAAGAGCACUGGAUCCAUUAUACCUUCCCCCUUCAACAUAUCUCAGAGUGGUGAGAUAUGUACAGCCACAUACAUGGCUGAAAAUGAUCAGCACAGAUUCAUUGUGGACAUCAUAGCUAGGGAAAAUGCUUUCCCGGAGAGAGAAGCUUAUGCUCAAGUACAUGUUUGGAUCUUCGAACCACAACAGCUAAUCAGAAUAAUUUUAUCCCGACCAACCGACGAAGUGGCCCGUGAAAAACAAGAAAUCAUUGCAGAGCUGAGUAAUUCGACUCAAAGUCUAGUGAUUAUCGAUGAAAUCAGAUAUCACACUGACGACAACGGAAAUAAAGAUGAAAAAUGGUCCGAUAUGUACGUGUUGGUGAUAGAUCCUUCAACUAGAAUAAUUCGACCGGUCACGGAAGUACUGAAGUUGAUUGAUUCCAAGUAUGAUUUCCUGAAGGACUAUUAUUCAGGCUACGCCAUAGUGAACGUUGUCCCUGCAUUCCUAACAGAGUAUGAAGACCCUUUCAACACAAACCUUGGGAGAGUUGCCAUAUACAUAAUGAUUGUUGUUGGAUUCCUUACACCCUUCAUCCUCUUGUGCUGCUGUAGAAAAUAUCUUAAUUCAACGGAUUUGAAGAAAAAGGACACUCUGAUAAAAAAAGCCAUCAUAGAUGACUUGAAUACAACGGAUAAUCCACUAUGGAUUGAACAGAAAUUGAAAAUUUAUGAAGAGCAGGAGCUCACAAUGCAAGUUUUCAAUGAACCAGAACAAAACGCGAGAAGAGAGAGUGAGGAUUAUAUUCCAGAUGAAAACACUUAUGCAACGAUCCAACAUUCCAAUAGGAAAGGUUCCUUACAUCAUAUACCAACGAUGUCAUAUAAUGACGAAUUAGCAGAUUAUGCUACCUUACCAGGAAAUGGGCAUCACCACAAUAGUGGAAGCUCGCAUAGCUCUCUUAGAGGAGUACCAAAUUACUACGAAGCUGAAAUGGGUUUCCAAGGGUCAACAUUCCAAGUACCAGAAAGAUAUUUGAAUAAUUCUAAUUAUGACUCGUAUAGAUCUAAAAUGGAGGCUCCUGAGAUGACGAUAAAUAAUAAUGUAGAACAACCUGAGUACAUAGCUGAAUUGAUAUAAAUAAGCAAAUUUUAUUCUGAUGCAAAGCGACAAUACAAUUUUCAAUGAGUUGUGAAUAGGUUUUACAAUAUAAACAGGCAAAUAUAAAGUGAAAAGUGAUUUUUUCAUAUUAUUUGGAACAAUAGAAAUAGAUCUCUUAAGUGCCUUGAGAUAACAAAAUGAAUUCUUAGCACUCCUUUUCAAUUUCUUGAAUUGUAAAUUGUUCUUUUUGGUUUAGGUAUGUUUGAUAUUUUUUUUUUUUUGAGGGAUGAAACAAUCAUUGAAAUUUUCAUUUAUAUUUGUCUGGUGAGUUUUGAUUAUUCUCCAAAACAGAAAUAUUUGAAACUCUGAAAUUUUUAAUGUGACAAAUUCCAUUGAGAUCAAAUCAUAUGAUUUUCACAUAUUCGAAUGCCAUAUCAUAGUUAUUUAAAAUGGAAUAGAAAAUCAAUUUUAAUUCUAUCAAGGGUUAUUUAUAGAAUCGAAUAUUGUAUACAUUUGUAAAUAAAGAGAAACUUAACUGAA